Molecule: messenger RNA, 1031 nt
Organism: Danio aesculapii
Lineage: Eukaryota; Metazoa; Chordata; Actinopteri; Cypriniformes; Danionidae
Product: ecto-ADP-ribosyltransferase 5
Exons: 3
Coding region: 142-921 (259 amino acids)
Molecular function (GO): NAD+-protein-arginine ADP-ribosyltransferase activity; NAD+ poly-ADP-ribosyltransferase activity
Source: RefSeq, a predicted model, not a curated record
UCUUUUAGUUUGUAGAGUUGUUUAGUUGUUUUCCCUGUGUGCGACUUUCCUGAUCUUCAUCAAUCCUGAAAAUAACUGGGGAAAAAUCCAGCAAGAGACAACAAUAUUCUCAGAUGGUCUGAGGGCUUGGAGUGAAUCAAGAUGCUGCUGCUGAUUGAAGCUCUUCUUCUAAUUUUUGCUGCUCUAGAACAGGAUCACAGAGCAUUUGCUGCAGGAACGAUUAAUCCACUGGAUAAAGCUCUGAAUUCUGUCGAUGCUCAAUAUAAAGGCUGUGAAGUAAAAAUGGCCAAUCUGGUGAAGACCAAAUAUCUGAAGAAGGAACUCAACAGCAUGCCUAAAUAUAAAAAGGUUUGGAUGGCUGGUGAAAAGCAUGUCAAGAAGCCAGCGGGUCACUUGACAAGGAAUCAUUUAAUCGCUCUUUAUGUGUACAUCGAUACCAGCCUAUACAAGGAUUUCAAUUCUGCUACUCGUAACGGUCGAAAACAGUACAAACAAAAGACCUUCAAAUGGUAUUCGCUGCACUUUCUGUUAACACAAGCCGUUCAGAUUCUGAGCAAAACACAGGGGUGCAUAAAGACGUAUCGCGGCACUUCGGUUGAAUUUACGAAGAAUGUUUUGAACAAAGAGAUUCGUUUCGGCUCAUUUGCGUCCUCGUCUCUCGAUCCUAAAGUAGCUCAAGGUUUUGGAAGCGUAUCUUGUUUUGAAAUUUUAACCUGUCAUGGUGCUCAUGUGGCACAGUAUUCACAGUUUCCUUAUGAGAAAGAGGUGCUGAUUCCUCCUUAUGAGAAGUUUCGAGUCACUGCUGUCCGGACGAAACAGUAUCAUUUUAAUCUCUGGUGCAACACUGUCUACACCUUGAAGAGCACAGGAACAAAAAGUGACCUGAACUGUGCGAUGACUCCCAAGAAAGCCGGGAGAUAAUAAACAAGUGUUAUAAUCAUAGAUAUAGAAAUAAUCAUAGAUAUGAUCUCUUGUUGUUUUACGCUAGUUAUUUGUCAUUGAAUUACUAACAUUCUGAAAUAAAUAGUUUA